Aureobasidium vineae is the source of this 501-nucleotide messenger RNA. The record is from the annotation of a GenBank genome assembly. Lineage: Eukaryota; Fungi; Ascomycota; Dothideomycetes; Dothideales; Saccotheciaceae.
CCACUCGAGAUGUCAAACCAACGUCGUACGACCCAACAAACUCCGAGUCCCCUGUCUCCUUUCCAAGACAACCAAAUCUUGACCGAGAGCCAGUGGACUACGUUGGCUUCAAUCGUUGAUACUAUAAUAUCCCCAGAGACACAGGCUAGCGAGGAGAUAACCAAGGAGGCUCAAUUUACAGCUGCCGUUGAUACUAUCAAGCACCAUACGAACGUUACAGAUGAAGCCCUAUUGUCCGAAUACCUGGCAGAGUCGGCAACUUCAUGUCCUGAGUUCAGNGAGGCCAUCUACAGGCUACUCGCACAGCAGAUUCACGGAGAAGGAAGAAAGGAACUCUUGACUAUUCUUGAUGCCUUGACGUAUNAAUGCUCGUACUUCCUGGCUUUUGACCGGUCACCUAACACCGUUCGCACAACUCUCCCUGCGCCAGCGGGAAAGGGUUGUACAAUCAUGGGCUACAGCACGUUUGCAAAUCUUCCGAGUGCUCUUCAGGACGUUUAA